Molecule: messenger RNA, 860 nt
Organism: Myotis myotis
Lineage: Eukaryota; Metazoa; Chordata; Mammalia; Chiroptera; Vespertilionidae
Product: polyglutamine-binding protein 1-like
Exons: 1
Coding region: 18-860 (280 amino acids)
Biological process (GO): alternative mRNA splicing, via spliceosome
Cellular component (GO): cytoplasm; nuclear body
Molecular function (GO): protein binding; ribonucleoprotein complex binding
Source: RefSeq, a predicted model, not a curated record
UCUGCCUGCUACUCGCUAUGCCGCUGCCCAUUGCUCUGCAGACCCGCUUGGCCAAGAGAGGCAUCCUCAAACAUCUAGAGCCCGGAAAAAGGUUCCCCAUCCCUGUCUUAUCUGAACCCAGGAACAGGACAGAUUUAGAACCAGAGGAAGAGAUCAUUGCUGAGGACUACGAUGAUGAUCCCGUGGACUAUGAGGCCACCCAGUUGGAGGGCCUGCCACCCAACUGGUACAAGGUGUUUGACCCUUCCUGCGGACUCCCUUACUACUGGAAUGUGGACACAGACCUGGUGUCCUGGCUCUCCCCACAUGACUCCAACUCCAUCGUUACCAAAUCUGCUAAGAAACUCAGGAACAAUAAUGCAGAUGCUGAGGAGAAGUUGGACCGGAGCCACGAGAAAUCGGACCGGGGCCAUGAGAAAUCCGACAGGAGCCACGAGAAGUCUGACCGGAGCCACGAGAAAUCAGACAGAGACCAUGAACGUGGCUAUGACAAGGUGGACAGAGAAAGAGAGCGGGACAGGGAUCGGGACAGGGACCGGGACAGGGACCCUGACCGUGGAUAUGACAAGGUGGACAGGGAAGAGGCCAAAGAACGGCGCCACCAUCGCCGGAAAGAGCUGGCUCCCUACCCCAAGAGCAAGAAGGUUUCAAGCUGGAAGGAUGAAGAGUUAGACUCAAUGGACCCCAGCGCAUACUCAGAUGCACCCUGGGGCACCUGGUCAACAGGACUCCCCAAGUGGAACGAGGCUAAGACGGGUGCAGACAUGACAGCCACCGGGCCCCUCUUCCAGCAACGUCCCUACCCAUCCCCAGGGGCUGUGCUCUGGGCCAAUGCUGAGGCCUCCCGAACCAAGCAGUAG